Rhipicephalus microplus (southern cattle tick) is the source of this 2656-nucleotide messenger RNA. Its product is annotated as cytochrome P450 3A9. Gene Ontology annotation, molecular function: heme binding; steroid hydroxylase activity; oxidoreductase activity, acting on paired donors, with incorporation or reduction of molecular oxygen. NCBI's taxonomy places the organism in Eukaryota, Metazoa, Arthropoda, Arachnida, Ixodida, Ixodidae. The record is from RefSeq and is a predicted model, not a curated record.
UACCUCGUCGCGUCGCGGAGUGUUGGUAAACACCACUUCACGUGCAAGACUUCAGCUGGUUGCUAGAGUUCACUUUUGCCAAUAGGCGACGCCGAAUAUCGGCGCGCGAACUUGUGACGUCGUAGUGAAUGGGCUAUUUUUAGAGCGGUCGAAGCUCCCGUUGCCGAGGCCUCCGCGGCAACGCACGCGGCAUCGCGAAAGAAGCCGUGCCCCGGCGGCAACUGCCAGGAAGCGUCAACCACAUUUGUGGCGGACAUGGAGCUGAUGGCUGCUUUGACACCCGUAUGGAUUAUCUUGGCGGUGACGCCCGGCGUCCUCCUGUAUCUAUACGUGACACGGAAUCGCAGCUUCUGGAAGAAUCAGAACGUCCGGUCGGAGCCAUAUUCGCUCAUACUUGGUGCCACGCUGAAGAUUUUCUUGAACCCUGUCCAUGAGGUCGACCUUGCCAGGUACAAAAAGUACGGACCGCUUUUUGGUGCGUUCGAGAUGGGUAAGGCCAUUCUGUUUGUUGCGGAACCAAAGUUGGUGAAGACGGUGCUGGUGGACGACUUCUCAGCCUUGCCUGACAGAAGGACGAUUAAGAUGAAUGAACCGCUCUUGGAUAAUGUGAUGAGCAUGGCUCCAUUCGAAGUAUGGCAAAAGGUUCGCAAAGGUUCCGCACCAGCAUUUUCUGCAAGUGUGCUACGAAAAAUGAAUGCCUUGAUUGAGGAGUGCGCAUUGGCGACAACAGAGCACCUCAAGAAAGCAGCAUCCAGUAAUCAGGACAUCGAUGUGAAACAGUUCUUCUCGGACUACGUAUUGAACCUGAUAGCGAAGUGCGCCUUCGCGGUGAAGUUGGACUCUCACUCGGACCCAACAAACGAGUUUGUCACAAGAUCGAAGCAAGUCCUUUCACAACGCUUCACCCCACGCCUGUUGGUGAUGGUUGUGUUUCCAUUCAUCGCAAGGAAGCUUGGCAUCGGGCCAAUGAAGCGGGACGUCGUCGACUUCUUCAGAAAUUUGGGCCGGAACCUGAUGAAAGACAAUAAGGACACGGACGUGCAGCACGAUAACUUUUUUAAAAUUCUGAUGGACGAAAAGAAAAUACAAGUUGACGCGAAACACGGAGAAGUCUUUGAUCGGGACCGUCGGCUGUUCGACGUCGCUUCUGACAGCAAGCCAGACUCUUCAGCAUCGUCAGAGAUAAAGCUGACGGAAGACGAAGCCAUGGCACAGUGCAUACUAUUCUUCCUCGCUGGUCAACUCAAGACAUCGAAUGCGAUCGGCUGCACCCUAUACCUGCUUGCCCUUCACCAGGAAGUGCAAGACAGGCUGAGGAAUGAAGUCGACGAAUGCUGCGCACUUCAUGGAGAUCACCCUGGCCUGGAUGCGAUCACGAAGCUGAGGUAUCUUCACUGCGUUGUCUCCGAAACUCUGCGCUUGUACCCUCCUGUUUCACGGUUUGAACGAGCGCCUUCUGAAGACUAUACACUCGGAGACACUGGAGUGAAAGUGACAAAAAACGAUCUGGUCGCCGUUCCUAUUUACGCCAUACAAAACGACCCGAAAUACUUUCCAGAGCCAUCCACCUUCGACCCCGAAAGGUUCAGCGAAGAGAACGCCGGUUCGAUUCAACCGUACACUUACCUUCCAUUUGGCGCUGGACCGCGCAAUUGCAUCGCAAUAAAGUUCUCCCUGCAGGCUACAAAGCUUGCCAUCUUUCACGCCAUUCGCAACGUGCAGGUGGUGCGCACUGAAAAUACCAAAGUUCCUCUUGUGUUUCAAAAUGGGUUCAGGCCUAUGACUGCUGAAAAUAUCACGCUGGGAAUCAGGAAACGUAUAUAGCGAAGCGAGCUGCUGCUUUAGUCGCCUCGCUUUCACCUUCCAAGCUACAUUGUUGCAAAUGGUUGGUGAACGUGAAAAGCAUAUGAGCUUUUCACAUUGUGACGUUUUAAAUUCCCUUCAGGUGCCACUGAAAUUUCGGUUAUGUUGAAAUAAUAGCGAAAGUUGGGCUAGUUGGUGGUUCAUGCUUAGGAUGUAAAAACAGCGCGAAAAAUAUAGACAAGGACAGAGGAAGAGGUGUCGUCUCUUCCUCUGACAUUGUGUAUAUUUUUUUUGCGCUGUUUUUGCAUCCUAAGUUAUGUUGCAUUUCUCACAUAUUAAAAGUUGUCAAAACCAAAAUGCGGUAAAUAGAUUCAGAGCUUUGAAACUUUGACAGUGUUUUCUCAAGUUUACAAAACUUGUAGACUGAAUGCGUGCGCUGUCUACAGGCAUGCGAACUAUGAGGCCUCCAGCAUGCUUGAAAGACACCUAUUCAGCCACGUGACAAAUCAGCCAGACGACCGCGUGAAACUUUGUUACCAACAGUAAAAGACGCGAAACCUCCACGUGAGUACAAAGCGGAAGCGGAAGUUCAGCUCCCAACUGCGCUCGCUAAUUAUUCCGCUCCUAUUGUUCAAGUUUGGAGCAAAUACGAAAUCCCGAGUAUGUCAAAAGACGUGGCGCAUAUAUUAGCCUGAAUUAUUUUCAUUAGCACUUUUGCUGCCGGUGCGCCAUCUUGACGCAAAUAGUUGUAAACGCCGGGCCUGAAGGGGAAAUAGUUGUAGCUCUCUAUUGUGAAAAGUUGUAUGGUGAAUAUACAAUGUUGUUGUGAAAAAUAAAGUGUACAAAUCUCUAA